CAAUUUCCAGAAUCCAAUCAACAACAACCUCUACUGAUAUCACCUGACAACUCGAGUCAUCCUGAUUACUGUAAGAUGGGUGGCGGCCGUAAAGGACUACUGGCCAGUGUCCGCACUUAUCCACCAGGGGUAUUUUUCAUGCUGGGCAAUGAGUUCUGCGAACGUUUCAGUUUUUAUGGCAUGCGAGCCAUCUUAAUGCUAUAUCUUAUCAUCGAACAUCAUUUCAGUGAAAGUCAGGCAUCGCUUUUCUACCAUUCAUUCAUUGCACUUGCAUAUAUCUCACCUUUGCUCGGUUCCAUUGCCGCGGAUAACUAUUUCGGUCGAUUUCGAGUGAUACUUUGGAUGUCUGCUAUUUAUGUGAUCGGUCAUAUAUUGUUAACAGUUGGUGCAAUACCAGAACUCGAGCGAACUUUUCGUUUAAUAUUCGAUUUCGGUGGACUAGCUAUCAUCGCUUUUGCUACUGGUGGUAUUAAACCUUGUGUUUCUGCAUUUGCUGCUGAUCAGUUUGACGAAAAACAAGUGUAUGAAAGGAAUCAAUUCUUCUCUUUUUUCUAUUUCGCUAUCAAUGCUGGUUCCUUGCUGGCAAUUUUACUGACACCUAUAUUAAGAGGACGAGUGAAAUGUUUUGGCUCCGAAUAUUGUUUUCCAUUGGCGUUUGGUGUACCCGGUGUACUAAUGUUGCUGGCCUUCAUACUGUUUCUGGCCGGCUGGAGAUAUUAUAAAAUAGUGCCACCUGCAAAAGGUAACAUCGUUUUCAGUGUUGUCUGCUGCAUUUGUUAUGCAGCUCGAAAAAAAAUCUGCAGCUUUAUGAGAGGUGGACAGAAAGUUGAGCAUUGGCUCGAUUAUGCUGCACCCAAGUAUAGCAGUAAUUUCUUGGACGCUGUCAAAUGCUUGGUGGAUGUUUCAGUUCUAUUUGGACCAGUUGUACUGUUUUGGGCAUUGUUUGAUCAGCAGGGAAGCACAUGGGUAUUGCAAGCUUGUCGCAUGAAUGGUCGUGUUGGACCAUUUAUGAUACUACCAGAUCAAAUGAAUAUCUUGAACCCGCUCUUUGUCCUUAUCACAGUGCCUAUGUUUGAAGCAUGGGUCUAUCCAUUAGUUCAAAGAGUUUGCAAAGUAACACCUCUUCGGAAAAUGGCUACCGGUGGUUGUCUUGCAGCUUUAGCCUUUGUUAUGGCUGGACUAUUGCAAUUAGAAGUGAACAAAACGAUGGAACCGCAUCCGGAACGUGGCAGAGUGAUUUUGCAAACAUUCGGUGAUUCUUCGCAUUCUUACGAAAUCAACGGAACAAAGCUUACUUAUGGCAAGACCGAUUUACCAGAAGGCCUUUAUACCGUAACAUCGAAUUCGAUCGAAAAUGUGCAAAGCUUCCAACUGAAUUUGUCAAGCUCUGAAUCUGGAUAUGUUCUCGGAUUAUUUGAGUCAUCUCGAAAUAAGAGUAUCUUUUCUUCUUUUCCCUAUAAUUGUGAGAAAACCGAAAACGGUGGAAUUCGAUUGUAUCUGCUGGUUGCAGGCGAUUCCAUUCUAGCGAACGGAAGUUUUUACAUUGUUGAUAGUCAUGGGAACAUUCAUCAGAAAGCAGUUCUCAGAUCAGGUCAACAUUUGGAUAUCCACCCCGCACUAAUCAGCUCACCAGAAUAUGUGUUAAAAAUUGGUCCUGGUAAUUGCGCGGUAACUGAUUGUCCAUUCAAUUAUACCAUUUAUGCGGAAGCUGGUGGUGCACAUGUAGUAUACAUCACGGAGAAUGACAUUGAUCUCUAUACUGUUGUCAGGCCAAAUACAGUCAAUAUACUUUGGCAACUACCUCAAUUUUUUGUCAUAACAAUUGGUGAAGUGUUAUUUUCGGUAACUGGUUUGGAAUUUUCAUACUCUCAAGCACCACCAAAUAUGAAAUCUGUAUUACAGGCCAUUUGGUUGAUGACCGUAUUCCUGGGUAAUGUGAUAGAUAUGCUAAUUUCCGGAUCGCACAUUGUUGCUGAGCCGGCUACCGAAUUUUUCAUCUAUGCCUUUAUGACAGUUAUUGUAAUUGGAUUAUUUAUCGCACUUGCAAUUGGACAUCACUAUAAUAACUAUACAGAAGAUGGAGUUGCACGGAUGGAAUAUAUCGAAAAACCGCUAUCUAAGGGAAAUGGAACGACGAGUAACAUGCCUUCUGACAAUACUCUAUCAUAACAUCAGAGUUAAAUUGUUUUAAAUGCCCAAAAUUCACAAAAUUAGAAGAUUUGAAAUCAGAAAGAACUGUUAUUAAUAGGAUAUGAUUAGAUAUGGUCAAUUUGGGUUUAACCCUCUUGUCAUACCAGUCUCUGUUCUAUGUUGAAAAACCGUAUUACCAUUUGCGCUAAAUUUUUCCUUUAGAAAAGAGGGGAAGAAUUUUUCAACUAUUUUAUGAAUUGCUCUUGAAAUGAUUCAAUUUCUUGGUUAUAUAAUAAGUAUAGUUCGUGCCAAAAGAAAUAUCGAAUUUAUGUCAUUAU
Loa loa (African eye worm) is the source of this 2468-nucleotide messenger RNA. Its product is annotated as POT family protein. The coding region runs from base 76 to 2169 and encodes 697 amino acids. Gene Ontology annotation, cellular component: membrane. The record is from RefSeq and is a predicted model, not a curated record. Gene Ontology annotation, molecular function: dipeptide transmembrane transporter activity. Lineage: Eukaryota; Metazoa; Nematoda; Chromadorea; Rhabditida; Onchocercidae. The transcript has 10 exons. Gene Ontology annotation, biological process: oligopeptide transport; transmembrane transport.